Theobroma cacao (cacao) is the source of this 300-nucleotide messenger RNA. Its product is annotated as Bifunctional inhibitor/lipid-transfer protein/seed storage 2S albumin superfamily protein. NCBI's taxonomy places the organism in Eukaryota, Viridiplantae, Streptophyta, Magnoliopsida, Malvales, Malvaceae. The record is from RefSeq and is a predicted model, not a curated record.
AUGGCAAUUCUCAGGUCACUGCUCUGUCUCAUCAGCUGGCAAGCUACAGCACUACUUCUGUUGCUGGCUGUAGCCGCAGUGCAGUCCCAGACGGCUAAGGCACAGAGCUGCCCAAAUGAGCUCAACAGGCUCAAUGUGUGCGCACCCUUUGUAGUGCCUGGUGUCCCCGAGGCCACUCCUAGUUCUGACUGCUGUGCAGCACUCCAAUCUGUGCAGCAUGACUGCCUCUGCAACACUCUCAGGAUUGCUUCUCGACUUCCUUCUCGUUGCAAUAUCCCAGCUCUCAGUUGUGGUAACUGA